UGUACACUCAAGCGUCAAAACUUAUGUAUUUGUCAUUCGCGUUCAUUUUUCAAGAAAAAUGGUUUGAUGAGUAAAAUUUGUGAGCGAAACGGCGGAUGGUAAUUACUGAAAAUGGCUAGUGUCGGUUUCCGUUGGUUAGACAUCCUAGAGAAAGAGUUCGACAAAGCUUUCGUCGAUUUGGACCUUGCCAUUGGGGAACUUGAAGCUGAUGAGCCGAGUGUCGUUUUUGCUGUACGGCAACAACUGUGCUCUCUCAGCUCAUGUUUUGCCCAGCUGACGCAUAAGGCGCAGACUAUUUUUCAAAAUAGUGCUAAAAUCGAGGUAAGUGGAUACAGAAUCGUUUUCAAAACUCUUUCGAAAUACCGUACCGUUGACUAA
Molecule: messenger RNA, 378 nt
Organism: Acanthoscelides obtectus
Lineage: Eukaryota; Metazoa; Arthropoda; Insecta; Coleoptera; Chrysomelidae
Source: the annotation of a GenBank genome assembly